Leopardus geoffroyi (Geoffroy's cat) is the source of this 9427-nucleotide messenger RNA. It is a transcript of the gene STXBP5L, whose product is annotated as syntaxin binding protein 5L. Gene Ontology annotation, biological process: regulation of exocytosis; regulation of protein secretion. Gene Ontology annotation, molecular function: GTPase activator activity; myosin II binding; syntaxin binding. The coding region runs from base 259 to 3909 and encodes 1216 amino acids. Gene Ontology annotation, cellular component: SNARE complex; cytoplasm; plasma membrane. NCBI's taxonomy places the organism in Eukaryota, Metazoa, Chordata, Mammalia, Carnivora, Felidae. The transcript is spliced from 29 exons. The record is from RefSeq and is a predicted model, not a curated record.
GCCUUCGUUGGAGCCUGCCUGCUUGGUUAGGACCUCGGAGAGCGCCGGGCGCCGCGACCAGAGGAACCGGAGAAGCGGCCACAGUCGGGAGGGACUGACGCCUGCUAGCCCGCCUCCCUCCGCACCUUCAGCUUCUCGGGCUGGCUGGCACCUAGUGGCGGCCGAGGAAGGUGCCUAAGUCUGGAGUCCGAUAGUCAUCCCUCUGGGACGCCGACGACGCCGUCCAGCCGCGGCUCCCUCACACCUGUGUUUUUUAAAAUGAAGAAGUUUAAUUUCCGAAAAGUUUUGGACGGCUUAACUGCCUCCUCCCCUGGCAGUGGUAGCAGCAGUGGCAGUAACAGCGGUGGUGGGGCUGGAAGUGGUUCCGUGCACCCAGGAGGGACUGCAGGGGUUCUCAAAGAGGAGAUUCAGGAAACCCUGACUUCAGAGUAUUUCCAGAUUUGCAAGACAGUUCGGCAUGGUUUUCCUUAUCAGCCCACAGCAUUAGCCUUUGAUCCAGUUCAGAAAAUCUUGGCUAUUGGGACAAGAACAGGUGCUAUACGAAUACUCGGGAGACCUGGAGUUGAUUGUUAUUGCCAACAUGAAAGUGGUGCAGCAGUCCUGCAGCUCCAGUUCUUGAUCAAUGAGGGUGCCUUGGUUAGUGCGAGUUCAGAUGAUACACUUCAUUUGUGGAACCUUAGACAAAAAAGGCCAGCUAUUCUUCAUUCUCUUAAAUUUAAUCGAGAACGAAUUACUUACUGUCAUCUACCUUUCCAGAGUAAAUGGCUCUAUGUUGGAACAGAAAGAGGAAAUACACAUAUUGUAAAUAUUGAAUCUUUCAUUCUUUCUGGAUAUGUUAUCAUGUGGAACAAGGCAAUUGAGCUAUCCACAAAGACUCAUCCAGGUCCAGUUGUACAUUUAAGUGAUAGCCCAAGAGAUGAAGGGAAAUUGCUGAUAGGUUAUGAAAAUGGUACUGUAGUAUUCUGGGACUUGAAAUCUAAAAGAGCAGAACUGAGAGUUUAUUAUGAUGAGGCUAUUCAUUCAAUUGAUUGGCAUCAUGAGGGCAAACAAUUCAUGUGCAGCCAUUCAGAUGGUAGCUUGACUUUAUGGAACCUGAAAAGCCCAAGUCGUCCUUUCCAGACUACAAUUCCACAUGGAAAAAGUCAAAGAGAAGGAAGAAAAUCUGAGUCUUGUAAGCCAAUUCUUAAAGUAGAAUACAAGACCUGUAGAAACAGUGAACCAUUCAUAAUAUUUUCUGGUGGAUUGUCCUAUGACAAAGCUUGCAGAAGACCAAGUUUAACCAUCAUGCAUGGAAAAGCAAUUACAGUGCUUGAAAUGGAUCAUCCUAUUGUUGAAUUCCUUACUUUAUGUGAAACGCCCUAUCCAAAUGAAUUUCAAGAACCUUAUGCUGUUGUAGUACUUCUGGAGAAAGAUCUCAUUGUAGUUGAUCUGACACAAAGCAAUUUUCCAAUCUUUGAAAAUCCAUAUCCCAUGGACAUUCAUGAAUCACCAGUUACAUGCACAGCAUACUUUGCUGAUUGCCCACCAGAUCUGAUUCUAGUACUCUACUCUAUUGGAGCCAAGCAUAAAAAACAAGGAUACAGUAAUAAGGAGUGGCCAAUCAGUGGAGGAGCCUGGAACCUUGGAACACAAACAUAUCCAGAAAUUAUUAUUACUGGUCAUGCAGAUGGAUCAAUAAAAUUUUGGGAUGCUUCGGCAAUAACUCUGCAGAUGCUGUAUAAGCUAAAAACUUCAAAAGUGUUUGAAAAACAGAAGAUAGGAGAAGGAAAACCAACAUGUGAAAUUGUAGAGGAAGAUCCAUAUGCCAUUCAGAUGAUUUACUGGUGUCCAGAGAGCAGAAUAUUCUGUGUAUCAGGAGUCUCUGCAUAUGUCAUAAUUUAUAAAUUCAGCAGACAUGAAAUUACAGCAGAAAUAGUGUCAUUAGAGGUACGACUUCAGUAUGAUAUUGAAGAUAUUACAACCCCAGAACCAGAAACAAGUCCUCCGUUUCCAGAUCUCUCAUCUCAGCUUCCUUCAAGGAGUCUUUCUGGAAGUACUAACACUGUGGCUAGUGAAGGAGGAACAAAGGACAGUAUCCCAUGCCUCAAUGUUAAGACACGACCAGUGAGGAUGCCUCCAGGGUACCAAGCAGAACUUGUUAUUCAGUUGGUGUGGGUGGAUGGUGAGCCUCCCCAACAGAUUACAAGUCUUGCUGUAAGCUCAGCAUAUGGAAUAGUUGCAUUUGGGAACUGCAAUGGGUUGGCUGUGGUGGAUUUUAUACAGAAGACAGUACUGUUAAGCAUGGGGACCAUUGACCUAUAUAGAUCAAGUGACCUAUACCAACGUCAACCACGGUCUCCUCGAAAAAACAAGCAGUUCAUUGCAGACAACUUUUGCAUGCGUGGCCUGUCUAACUUUUAUCCUGAUUUAACGAAACGGAUCCGUACUUCCUAUCAGAGUUUAACUGAGCUAAAUGAUAGUCCCGUUCCCCUGGAACUUGAGCGCUGCAAGUCUCCCACUUCAGGACUUGCUACCAGAACUCCUGAGGCAGCACCAGGCUUGUAUAGGAAUGAAAUACCAGCUGUGAGACAGAGGAAUCAAGUACAUCACUUGCCAGAUCAUGUAAACGGACACUGCACAAGUCCAACCUCUCAGAGUUGCAGUUCUGGAAAACGUCUGUCUAGUGCUGAUGUUUCAAAAGUAAAUCGCUGGGGUCCUGGAAGACCACCAUUUCGGAAAGCACAAUCAGCUGCUUGCAUGGAAAUUUCUUUACCAGUCACAGCAGAAGAAAGCCGAGAGAAUUCCUAUAAUCGUUCUAGAAGUUCGAGCAUCUCCAGUAUUGACAAAGAUUCUAAAGAAGCAAUUACAGCACUAUACUUCAUGGAGUCUUUUGCUCGGAAGAAUGACUCUACAGUCUCCCCUUGUUUGUUUGUUGGAACUAGUCUGGGAAUGGUGUUAAUCAUCUCCCUGAACCUACCUUCAGCAGAUGAACAAAGAUUUACAGAACCAGUCAUGGUAUUUCCAAGUGGUACAUUCCUCUCACUGAAAGGAGCUGUGCUAACAUUCUCCUGUAUGGACCGAACUGGUGGAUUAAUGCAACCGCCAUAUGAAGUUUGGAGGGAUCCAAACAACAUAGAUGAAAAUGAAAAAUCUUGGAGAAGGAAACUGAUCAUGAACUACCCCUCUCCAUCCCAAGAAACAGGAGAUCAUCAGUAUACAGUAAUCUGCUCAGAAAAACAAGCCAAAGUCUUCUCACUGCCUUCUCAGACUUGUCUUUAUGUUCAUAACAUCACGGAGACAUCUUUUAUACUGCAAGCAGACGUGGUGGUCAUGUGUAACAGUGCCUGCUUGGCAUGCUUUUGUGCCAAUGGGCAUAUCAUGAUAAUGAGCCUACCUAGUCUUCGCCCAAUGUUGGAUGUUAAUUAUUUGCCACUGACAGACAUGAGGAUAGCACGGACAUUUUGUUUUACCAAUGAAGGCCAAGCGUUAUACCUCGUCUCUCCUACUGAAAUUCAGCGGUUAACAUACAGCCAAGAGAUGUGUGAUAAUCUACAGGACAUGCUAGGAGAUUUGUUUAUUCCCAUAGAGACACCAGAAGCUCAAAAUAGAGGCUUUCUCAAGGGUCUCUUUGGUGGAAGUGGACAGACAUUUGACAGAGAAGAGCUCUUUGGGGAAGCUUCAGCAGGAAAAGCAUCGCGCAGCCUUGCACAACACAUUCCUGGCCCAGGUGGUAUAGAAGGGAUGAAAGGUGCGGCCGGAGGGGUGAUGGGAGAGCUGACUCGAGCCCGGAUCGCACUUGAUGAGAGAGGACAGAGGCUAGGAGAGCUGGAGGAGAAAACUGCAGGCAUGAUGACCAGUGCAGAAGCAUUUUCCAAACAUGCACAUGAGUUAAUGCUGAAAUAUAAGGAUAAGAAAUGGUACCAAUUCUAAACUUCUAAAGAAGCUGUUGACUGCUUUGAGAAACCAUUUUUCAGGGAAACCAAAUUUAUUCCCAGCAUCACUAUUCAACUUGCUAGAAGCCAGUUUCUUCUACAAAAUGUUCCAUUACAGUCCAUCUGAAGUUAUCAUAAGGGAAAUUUAUUAGAGACACCGUAUAACCCAAAGGCUGGAAACCUGGUUAAAAUCCCAAGACAUGGCUGAAUUUGCCUUUUCCCAGCGUGGAAUGGAGCUAUCAUCUUGGCAUGUCAUUUGCUAAGGAUUUACAUUUAGGAACUACGGGGAGUCCUGCUGAUUUGAAAAAAUCCUGUACAAACAAAAGCAUUAAUGCACUUAAUGAAAAAAAUCUUUGCAUGAUAAAUUAACAUCUUAAGAGGAAAAGAAAAAAAAAACAAGCAUGUUGUGACAGAAGAAAAAAAGAUUUAUGGUAAACUAUUUUUAUAAAUUGGGCCACACCUGACAAUUUAAAAAAUCUGCAUUAGAAGAUAUCAGUGUAUUUCAAGUACAUUUGCCAUACCCAACUGAAAAAGAAAAGAAAACCAGAAUUUUCUUCUCAUCUAUAAUUUUCAUUAUACUAUGACAUUAUUGAAUUCUUAUGGCAAGAGUCUGAUUAAUGUUUCUCUCUCCAUAAUAUUUUACAUCAUCAUGGUUAUCAGUCAUAAUUAUUACCAGUAUAUUAAAUUAUUCCUAACACAAUUAUUUCCAUUUCUAUCAUCUCCAGAACAAGUUGCUAUUUUCAGUCAUAAACCAGGUAGGGCUCGGUCACCUCAAAGCAUUUUUUCAGUCUGGCUUGUGCUCUGUAGGGGAGUUGAUGAUAAGUUUGGGGAAACUAGAUUAUAGGAACAAUGCAGUUAGCUUUGAGAACUGAUUUCACACACUCUGGUUUCAGUUUCUAAAGUGAUAUAUUUUUAAGGCUCCAUUUGUAUCUUUGUCUGCCAAUUACACAGUAUAUUACUGUUCAAGCCCAGUGGGGUCUUCAAUCCAAAGGUGCUCUUGCAGCCUGACACUCACAGACCAAACUGGUCAUUUUCUUCAGUAUGAUUCAGUAAAACCUCAGUUAAUGUUUUGGGAAAGGGAUUCUGAUUUAUUUCAUUCCUGACUAACAAGGGCUUUCAUUAGUAAAUACUUUUUGGUUCAAUACUUACUAUUGAAAAUCUUUAUAAAAUUUUUGCUAUCUUGGCCUUAGUCACCAUCAUGGACAACAGAAAUACAGAGAGAGUUUAAUUAUACAAAAAUCAAUAAUUUUGUCACUCACUGGGCUAUAAGCCACAAACUGUCAGUAGACACCAAACACCUAUUCCUUAUUUAAAACUCUUUUAAAGGUGGAAUAAAGAAUAUCCUUAAUAUGAUAAACGUUCUCUGUCAUAACUCUAACAGUGAACUACUAGAGGCUAAAUGAAUACAUUUGCCAUCAUUAUUUAACAUGAUUCUGGAAGUUAAAAGUCAUAGAAAAUGAAUGUAUGCAGAUUCCAGGACCCAUCCUGUAAUAUGUUGUUCCUUUGAAAAGAAUAUUUUAAAAAAAUUAAUGGGUCUGUCUUACUGAAUUUUGAUUAUUCCAGGUAUUACUGGAUUUGCAUUUGUGUUUAAGAAUUCACAUUUUCCUGAAGUCCAAGUUAUUUUAGUAGCCCAAAAUAGUAUUUAUUUGUGAGGUUUUUUUUAGAUUUUUUUUUAUUAUUAGUGUUGUUUUUUUUUUGAAGUGGUACUUUCUUUAAAUGCUCUCAGUAAUUUUGAGAAGAGCAAAGAUGAUAGAGUCAGAAAAUGUAUACCAAGAAACCAUUUCUCAGAGUCCUUGGAUUCUCCUAAUUUCUCAAAAAAGCUUCUCCAUGAAUCUCACCAUUCCUGAGAACAGCCUUAGAGUAACAGAACUUGGGAAUACAAACAUGAUACAUAAGAUGAUACAGUAAAAAUAUUAAACCUGAGAUCAGAGUUUAGAAAACAUUGGCAGCCAUAUUGCAGUACACUAUUUGUACCAUCAGAUUUAAGAACUCACUUUUCUGAUUUUCUGAACAGAUACUUUAUCAUUUCUAUAACUUAAAAAAAAACUAAAAGAGCAAAAUAUUAUUUUAGGAACAAUGAAAUUCAGUCCAAAGUGGCAUCAAAUUCAAUGACUGUCUCUGAAGGCCUCAGUAAGUUUGUAUUUAACUUGUUCUACAUCUGGGUUUCUCAACAAUGUCACUAUUAAUGGAAAAUUCUUCUUUGUGGGACUUCCCUUUACAUUGUAGGAUGGUUAGCAACAACCCUGGCCUCUAUCCACUAGAUGCCAGUAGCAACCCCAGAAUAAAAUAAUGUCUCCAGCCAUUGCCAAAAUUGCUCCCAGUUGAGAGCCACUGUUCUACAUUAUUUAAAGACAGAUUAAAUGUGACUAUAUAAUAUAUGUCUUGUAUAAAAUUAAAUAUCAUAACUUAAGAAGAUAAAUUAUUACACCCCAAAUUACAUGUGUGGUUCAUAUGCAAUAAAAUACGAUUUUGAGAAAGCUUAUAUGAAUCAGUGAAAAAUAACAAUUACAGAAUAUUUUAAGCAUACAGAGAAAACACGAAAAAGAACAAUAUAGCAUUUUACAGAAGUGCUUAAAACUCUGGCUCUAAUGAAUAGAUAAAACGUUUAUAAUUAGCACAUCAAUUGGAAGUAAACAGGUGCUUCUAAAUGCUUGAAAUGAAUAAAUUCUUUUAAGUCGUUUAAAUAUGUCUUUCAAUAUAAUUUUUAUAAACCCUUUCUUAAUGUAAGGGUAACUUCAUCUCCCAAACUCCUGACUAGUGGAAUACAAAUCAAUGAGGUUUUACUGCAUCAGAAUUAUUUUUAUAAUUCAAAGAGACAGCAAUAACAAGAAUCUAAUGUGGAUGUGAUUUUUCUCUUUGAAUAUUUCCGUUCUGUUACACUGACAUGUGUGCGCGCGUGCGCACGUAUACACACACACACACACACACACACACCAUCACAACCACCACCACAACCUUAUCAUCAUCAUCUUUGGAAAAUGAGUACUGUUGAUCCAUGUAAUUCUUUACACCUCUAUUCUCUACUAUUUAAAUGUCUUGCCUCUAUCUUGGAACACAAAAAAAUACUAGUAACUUGGACAAUGAUAGAAAAAAUGACUGAGCCUUAGUAGUCAUCAAAAUUACAUUAUAUCUGCUAUGGGGGCAUCAGAAGAUAAAGUUUGAAAACCACAGCCUCUUAAGUUGACCUCAUUUCCUUAUGAAUCCUUCAGGAGAUAAGCCCUUCUUACUGUCCCACAAGAAAAUGGGUCUUUGUGUUCUAGUCACCAAUAAGAAGCUAUAAGUGUUUGUUUUCCUGGUUUUAAUAAUGUGAGCAAUAACCCCUACCAUGAAAUCAUCCAUUAACCUUGUAUGGAGGGGAGGAUGAUUGAUUUGUCAUUUAAUUCCUUACAAAAGCAGGACUACUGACUUUCCUUCUUAUACUUGAGACUCAGACUCAGUGCCCCAAUCACCAUUGGGGUCAUUAUCUAACUUUGGAAGAAUAGUGACAGAACUGAGGGAGAUGUUUUCUUAUACUUUAGUCACAAAGACAAUUUGUCAAACCUUUUAUAUAGCCUUGGAGUGAUUCUCAAGUUAAUAAAUCAGAAUCCAGUUUUCUAUUCCUCAAAGAUCUUAAAGGAUUAUAAGAGGAAAAAGGUUUACUGUUGGAGUCCCUUUUUAUGUGACCCAUGUGUCAAAUAUUAAAUGUACCAUCUAUCUGUUAUUUGUAUUAAGGGAUUACCAGGACUUUGAGAAAGAAAAAAUAGAUUAUGCCCAAGGCUGGUUGAAGAAGAUGAAGAUGAGCUCUUUGAAAUAGUUAUAAAACGUUUGGCAGAAGGGAAAAAUGAAGCAGGUCUAGAAAAGUAAGCUAAAAAUACUCUCCUUGGUUUAGGAUCAUUGGGACAACCCACCAGUAUAUCUGUGUGAUUAAGUCUGGCCCAAUGGAAAGACAUUAGAACUUGACCACUUUCAGAGACGGCAAUGCCGAAAGGAGUCAGACACUUCUAUCAGGCCUUGCUGUGAUUCAGGAGAAAAGUGGUAGCCUUCACAGCUUCCUCACCUAUGUCCUCUAUUACACCAACCCCAUUACUGACUACAUACUACUUCACAUACACACUGAUCCAGGUGCCAGAAACACUCUGGUAAGUCAUGUAUUCUGGAUGGCUCAUUCCAGGGAGUAUAGUGGUUGUGUAGCAAGUUUAGUGUACAUAUUUGCAUACAAAAUAGCCCUAAAAGGACAAAAUACAGAAUACUUGGGAAAGUGAGAGGAAGUGCCAGUUUGGUACAAGAGGGUUGGGGUGGGGAGGGACAUGGGAGCCAGAGUUAAGUGGAAGAAAUUUUGAUGAGAAACCAGAGGCACAGAUGGCUGCUUUUAUUUAUGUAUUUACAUAGGGAACUGAGUCUCAACCUUGGCUGUACAACAGAAUCACCUAAGGAGCUUUUAAAAUUCCCAGUUAUAUCAAAAUCUCUCAGAGUAGGAACCAAACGUGUAAUUUUGAAAGCCCUCAACAUGGUUCCGAUGUUAGCCAACAUUGACAAACACAGCUUUAUGGCCGAUUAAGAAACAUUUGUCUACCUUGGCUGGUAUCCAAGCCCCACUUCUGAUGGGUCAGGGAAGACAACAUGUAAGAGAUAUAGUGUUGUCUGGAUUAAUAAUUAUUGUGUUGAAACCCAAAACAAAUGUUCUGUGCAAAUUUCUGACCAGGGAAGGCCCCAUUAAUUUUAAAUAAGUCUGUCUUUGUGAUUUUCUCCCAUGUGACUUGGCCAUUAAUUAUUCCAAUUCAAACAUCUAGGUUUUGAUUGUCUUAUACAUGUGACAUCACAAGACACCAGAAGAAAAAUAAGAAAUUCAACAGUAUGUAAAGCUAAGUGGAAACUAAUUCUUAGUAAUAGGAUAGUGGAAAUUAAAACAAUCAUUUACUAAAUCAGGUCCAAAUUUAUUAUUCAUUCUUCAUUUGGAGGAAACAUAGGUACUAGGUACCUUUUCUGCAUAGUUGGACAAGAUCUUAGCAAGAAGGAAGAGCAGUUCCUUUUUGAUUGCUGGCUUAGCUCCCAGGGCCACUUGGAUUUAUUUUCUUAGUUAUUGGAUUCAUGUUUAAAGGGAGAAGAGUGUCUGUAACUCACUAUCUGUGCCCUGAAAGACUGCUUUCACCUUUAAAAAGGGAGAGUCUGCCUAUCCAAGGCAAUAAUACCUAAUGAGAAAACUUGAGAGUUCUCUCCUCUCAUACUGCUCCCUCUGGUAUUGGCCUAUGCUUCUUAACUGCAAAGCCAGAAAGUAAACUAGGUGGUGGUUAUGGACAAGUGUACACGGAAUCAAAAUCUCUAAUAACCUAUAAUUUUUAGUACUUAAUUAUGUGAUGUUUUAUUCUAGGAAAUAAGAAACAGAUGACAUCAUUGAUGUAUCUUUCUUUCAUCUUCAGAACUUUUGCAUCUUUUCAGAAAAUGACAAAUUACUAUUUUUCUGUUGCACUCAGCAAUUGUGACUAUACUUAAAAUUCUUGUAGUCUGUAGAAAUAUCAAUAAAAUUGUAUAUGUUUGUA